AUGACACUCGCUCCGAAGGAACUGUCCAACCUACUGAGCAUCAUCUCUGAAGAGGCUUGCACGAACUCCUUCGAAAGCCUCUCCACUCACUUUCAUCAUUACUUCGGGAAAGCGGAGCACUUCAGGGUGGGCUCGGUGUUGGUGAUGCUUCUGCAGCAACCGGACCUGCUGCCCAGCUCCCCGCAGCGGCUCAUCGCCCUCUACCUGCUGUGGGAGAUGUACCGCACCGAGCCACUGGCCGCUAACCCUUUCGCCGCUGUUUUCGCGCACCUGCUGAACCCCGCACCUGCCGGAGAGGAGCAGGAGAAGGUGCUGUCCGGCUUCCUGCCUCCCAUUACCCAACCUGAGAAGUUCUUCCUGUCCCAACUGAUGUUGGCACCUCCCAGGGAUCUCUUCAAAAAGACACCCAGACAGGUGUCCUGCAUGGAUGUUGGCAACAUGCCCCAGUCUGUAGACAUCAGCGGGUUGCAGCUAGCGUUGGCAGAGCGUCAGUCAGAGUUGCCCACUCAGAGUAAGGCCAGUUUCCCAAGCAUUCUCAAUGAUCCAGACCCAGACUCAUCCAACUCAGGAUUCGACAGCUCUGUGGCCAACCAGAUCAUAGAGUCUCUGGUCACAGGCCCACGCCCUCCGCUGGAAAGUCACUUCCGCCCUGAGUUCAUCCGGCCGCCGCCUCCUCUCCACGUGUGUGAGGACGAGCUGGCGUGGCUGAACCCCACCGAGCCAGAUCACAGCAUCCAGUGGGAUCGCUCCAUGUGUGUGAAGAACAGCACCGGCGUGGAGAUCAAACGCAUCAUGUCCAAGGCCUUCAAGAGCCCGCUGUCUGCACAGCAGCAAUCACAGCUGCUGGCUGAGCUGGAGAAGGACCCGAAGCUGGUUUACCACAUCGGUCUGUCUCCGGUGAAGCUGCCUGACCUGGUUGAGAACAACCCGCUGGUGGCCAUCGAGAUGCUGCUAAAGCUGAUGCAGAGCAGCCAGAUCACAGAAUAUUUCUCAGUGCUGGUCAACAUGGACAUGUCGCUGCACUCCAUGGAGGUCGUCAACAGGUUGACCACAGCUGUGGAUUUGCCUCCUGAGUUUAUCCACCUCUACAUCUCUAACUGCAUCUCAACCUGUGAGCAAAUCAAAGACAAAUACAUGCAGAAUCGUCUGGUCCGUCUGGUCUGUGUCUUCUUGCAGUCGCUCAUCCGGAACAAGAUUAUCAAUGUUCAGGACCUCUUCAUCGAGGUUCAGGCUUUCUGCAUCGAGUUCAGCCGCAUCCGCGAGGCCGCCGGCCUCUUCCGCCUCCUCAAGACUCUGGACACUGGAGAAAACCCCACCGAGGCCAAACCUGCCAAAUAAUACUCGUCAUAGAUGCUACACGGGCGGGACUGAAGCAGCAGCUAAACGAGGACGGUUUGCUCUAAUGCACACUCGUAGUGUCCCUGUACAUCACAGAAGGAGAAGACUGUGCAGCUCAGAGGAAAUACUGUAAAUAUGUUAUGAAGUCCUUCAAAUUUGAGUCAUUGCUCUAUAUGCUCAUCUUCUACAGUCCAGGUCUGGCUAAAGGACAGCAGCAUUUCCUUUUUUCCCAGUGCUCUCCCCUUUGGAAAAUGAAACCUCCUGAGUUUGUUUCAUUAAAGAGAUUGUUUAUUUGA
Messenger RNA from Neolamprologus brichardi, 1634 nucleotides. It is a transcript of the gene cnot11, whose product is annotated as CCR4-NOT transcription complex, subunit 11. NCBI's taxonomy places the organism in Eukaryota, Metazoa, Chordata, Actinopteri, Cichliformes, Cichlidae. The record is from RefSeq and is a predicted model, not a curated record. Gene Ontology annotation, cellular component: CCR4-NOT complex.